CAUCUUGCAUGAGACUCAUCAGCGCAGCCUCACGCUCUCCGCCAUGCUACAUCUGCAAAUGGAGAGCGGGAGCGACAACACGUUCCUCUAUACAACUCAUUACCGGCCAUGCUCCUCCGGACCUACCGCCGCUCACGCAAACGGCGCCUCCUCCGCGCCCUUUUGUACCUCACCCUCGCAGCCCUGACCUACGACCUACUAACUAUCCUCAAACACUACCGUGCAUUCUCACGCACCCUCCUUUCCCACACGUACAGCGACUUCUCGGACCUACCGUCCCCCGUGCAGAACCAAAAGAUCUUUAUCGUCGCUCAAUUCUGGACAAAUGCUGCAGUCAUCCACGACCGCUGGGGCCAGGCUCUCAUCGACCUCGUCGGCGUACUGGGCAAAGAGAAUGUAUACGUAUCCAUUUACGAAAGCGGAAGCUUAGAUAACACUAAAGACAUCCUACGCGUCCUUGACGGCGUCCUCGCCGAGAACAACAUCCCUCGGACUAUCAUCCUCGACCCGACCACCCAUGCCGACGAAGUCAAUGCCGGCCCACUCGACGACCUGGGAAACCCACGACCGGGAUGGAUCCAAACGACAACCGUAGGCGUGGGCAAAGAGAUGCGCCGCAUUCCUUACCUCGCGCGCCUACGCAACAAAUCGCUCGAACCGCUCUUCAAUCUCAAAUCCCAAUCCCCCAGUCAAACCUUCGACAAAAUCCUGUUCCUCAACGACGUCGUCUUCCGGCCCAGUGAUGUCCUCUCCCUCCUAGCCACGAACCAAGGCUCCUACUCCGCCGCAUGCGCGCUAGACUUCCACUACCCACCCGCAUACUAUGACACUUUCGCCCUGCGAGACUCCGAUGGCUACGGAACGCUCACCACGACAUUCCCAUACUUCCGGUCCCAAGUCUCUCGCGAGUCGCUGCUCUCCGGCCACGCAGCGAAAGUCCAGUCCUGCUGGAACGGGAUGAUCGCCAUCGACGCGGGCCCGUUUUACGAGGGUCUUCAAUUUCGCGCGCUAUCUGACAGUCUGGCCAGCAAGCACCUCGAGGCCAGCGAGUGUUGUCUGAUCCACACAGACAUGACAGCCAUGAAACUCGGCGGGAAUGGCGUCUAUGUCAACCCCGCUGUGCGCGUUGGGUAUACGAUCCGCGCGUACAACUUGACCCACGACGGGCCGGAGCGAAAAUUUGUCUCAGGAACACAGUAUGUCAAGGGGGUAUGGGCGAAUCGGGUUCUGCGAAAUGUAGUGCCCGCGGUGUCAGAAAUGAUGAAGGAAGUCGGGCGGAAAGUCGAGCGGUGGAAGAAAGAGGGCGCGAAUUCGCUGGAGAAGCGCGAGGAGACGGGUGAGCUUUGUAUCAUUGACGAGCAGCAUAUUUUGAUCUGGAAUGGGUGGAAGCACGUCUGAAAAGCCCUGAGCCGUUUGGUUUGCCGGGCCAUUUUGAAGCACGAGUACGGCGUAUAGAGUAAACCUGGUAGAUAUAGAAGACGAAAUGGACAUAUGCUUACUGCCUG
This is a messenger RNA of Exophiala xenobiotica, 1505 nucleotides long. RefSeq lists its product as uncharacterized. Lineage: Eukaryota; Fungi; Ascomycota; Eurotiomycetes; Chaetothyriales; Herpotrichiellaceae. The coding region runs from base 109 to 1398 and encodes 429 amino acids. The record is from RefSeq and is a predicted model, not a curated record. The transcript has a single exon.